This is a messenger RNA of Fusarium proliferatum ET1, 1080 nucleotides long. RefSeq lists its product as uncharacterized. Bases 1 to 1080 code for a protein of 359 amino acids. Gene Ontology annotation, biological process: butanediol biosynthetic process. Gene Ontology annotation, cellular component: cytoplasm. The transcript has 2 exons. Gene Ontology annotation, molecular function: (R,R)-butanediol dehydrogenase activity; zinc ion binding. Lineage: Eukaryota; Fungi; Ascomycota; Sordariomycetes; Hypocreales; Nectriaceae. The record is from RefSeq and is a predicted model, not a curated record.
AUGUCAAUGAAAGCAGUGCGUUUCCACGGACAGCAGGAUGUCCGGCUAGAAGACGUACCCCUCCCAACUCUCAACUCAAACUCGGUUCGCAUCGCCCCCAAGUUCUGCGGAAUCUGCGGGACAGACGUCCACGAGUAUCUCGGUGGCAACAAUCUCAUUCCCAAGCCCGGCACCCCGCACGGCAUCACCGGGGAAACAUCGCCCCUCACUCUGGGUCAUGAGUUCAGCGGCAUUGUUGAAGAAGUCGGGAGUGAAGUUACGCGCCUCCGGAAAGGAGAUCGCGUUUGCGUUCAGCCGAUUAUCUACGAUAAUGAGUGCCGCUCAUGCAAGCGCGGGCUAGUCAAUUGCUGUGAUAAGAAUGGGUUUAUCGGGUUGAGUGGUUGGGGAGGCGGUCUCUGUGAAACGACCGUUGUUCCGCAGGAUGCUGUGAAGAAGUUGCCUGAUAAUGUUUCUCUCGAGGUUGGAGCGCUUGUUGAACCGCUGGCUGUUGGAUGGCAUGCUAUCAAGAUAUCGCCAUAUCAAGAAGGUGAUUCCGCGUUUGUUGUUGGCGGUGGACCAAUUGGGCUGGCUGUUGUGCAGGCUUUGAUUGGCAGAGGAUGCAAGAACAUUAUUCUGAGUGAAGUCAGCUCGAAGCGAAGAGAGUUUGCAAAGAAGUUUGGCGCUCAUCAUGUUUUCGACCCCACCAAAGACGACAUCGUGGCUGAAGUCAAGAAAUUGACCGACGGUUUGGGCGCAGACGUCGGUUUCGACGCAGCUGGAUCUCAGCAUGCGAUUGACGCUGCUUUCGAUUGCCUCAAGGCCAGAGCAGUACUCGUCAAUAUCGCCGUUUGGGAAAAGAGGGCUCAAUUGAACAUGAACCAGAUCGUGUUCCGUGAACGAUCAUAUGUUGGAUGCGCCACGUAUGCUCUUGGUGACUUUGAGGAGGUCAUUGAGGCGCUGUCGAAUGGCAAGAUUACGCCUGAAGGGAUGAUUACAAAGGUGAUCAAGAUGGAUAAGGUUGUUGAAGAGGGGUUCCAGACGCUUAUCAAUGAUAAGGAUAAUCAUGUCAAGAUUUUGGUUGAUGUCAGUGCUGGUGUAUAA